AUGACAAAUGGUGUUGGCAAAAGUCCGCCUGAGCGCUUUUCACCAUCGCCCUGUCGAACACGGUUGGCAUUUAUCACGAAAUACGACGACACUGAUUGCCUGAAAGCACCGUGCAAAGUCUGACAGCACUGCAACGGAACUUCACCUCAGCGAACCUGGCAGGUGCCCGAGCGUACAAUAAUGCAAACACGGCGUAGCUCAGCAGCUGCAGCUACUACUCAUCAAAAAGCAGUGAAGUCGUCCUCUGUUGCAACAGCGACACCUACAACACCACGUAUGUUUGAAACUGCUUCUAGCUUUCGUGAGGCAAGCAGUAGUAGCUGGGGACCAGUGGCAGCCAAAAGAACGCAUCUGUCGUGCAUGGAUGGUAGCAUGACGAAUGGCGAUAUUACUGUUGCAGCUGACAACGUGGAUAACAGUGACCGUAUGUCACUUGCCGAUAACGAUGAAGCAUUCUCCGAUGAUGAAACAAACUUUCUGCGUUCGGCAGUUGUCGAACAGUCUCCUAAAAAGUUGGAUCCUGAUUUGGAGCAACAAUUCAAAAGUUAG
Gongylonema pulchrum is the source of this 549-nucleotide messenger RNA. Lineage: Eukaryota; Metazoa; Nematoda; Chromadorea; Rhabditida; Gongylonematidae. The record is from the annotation of a GenBank genome assembly.